GACGCACAUUUACACUUACCACAAGACUAGGCCCACAAUGCUGUUGCCGCCCCCUCCCCGUCACGCACUCCCGCCGCCCACCACGCACUCCGACGUCAAGUUCUAGUAUUCAAUAUUCGAAGGGUACCAGAUGCUACCACCGCCAGCUAACGGCGGUAUCAACGAGCCACAAGACUGUCCGUACUGCCGGCGCACGUUCAGCUGCUAUUAUUCACUGAAACGGCAUUUCCAGGACAAGCACGAGCGGUCCGACACGAUGCACGUGUGCGAAUUCUGCCAGCGACGGUACCGGACCAAGAACAGCCUGACCACGCACAAGAGCUUGCAACACCGCGGCACGACGGGAGCGCUUAAACGCUUUAUAAAAACAACCGUCGCCACCGCCGCUUCCGCCGCCGCACCGUCGCCGAUCGCCGCCGCUCCGGCUUUGUCCGAUCCGCCGUCAUCACCAACGUCUCAACCACAACAACAACAACAACAACAACAACAGCAGCAGCAACAGCAACAGCAUCCAAUAACACCUAAUUGUCAUUAUUAUUAUUCAUCACCGCCGCCACAGCCGCCUAUCGAAAUCCGUCGACGCCAAUUAUUACCCGCCCCUACGUAUGACGGGCUCUAUUAUUGAUACAAAGUCAAUCGAUAUAUUUUAUUAUUAAUUAAUUAAUUUCUAUUUUUUUCACCUUGACAAUUGCUACUUCUCUGAUACUUUAUUUUAUAUUAUUUUUUAACUUAACGACUAUCUUGUAAUACUUUUUUUUUUGCGCGCGUCGACCGCACUUGGAAAUGACCGAAUUUUGAAAAUCGUUUAAAACAUAUUAAGUCUUACGAUGCAAAAA
Molecule: messenger RNA, 836 nt
Organism: Adelges cooleyi (spruce gall adelgid)
Lineage: Eukaryota; Metazoa; Arthropoda; Insecta; Hemiptera; Adelgidae
Product: zinc finger protein 384-like
Exons: 2
Coding region: 131-625 (164 amino acids)
Source: RefSeq, a predicted model, not a curated record